GAGGUUCAAAAUGGGUAUCCUUCAUAUUAUGGGGUCAUCAAUGUUUCAUCUCAUUAUCUACAACCCAAUAAUACAUAUGGUUGAUGAAUUGCUGCUGCUGAAUGGGAUUGAGAUUUGGAUUGGGAAAGAAUGGUCCUUUGCUAUAAAAGUGACGCAUUUGGUGAGAAUGGCCCUGCCUGUCUCCAUCACUCUUUCCUCAUCUCAUCUCAUCUCCUAUCCCACACUCUACUACUUCCCUUCCCAUUUCUCAUCCAACUUCCAGAGUAAUUUCCCACGUAUAUUUUUCCUCUGUUUUCACCUUUUCAAUUAAUUAAAAAAAGUUGCUCUUGUUUUCCAUUUGAGCCGGCCAUUUGCUUACUAGCCCCUGACUUGGCGUCCACUUGUGUUGUUGUGUGUCUCUCUCUCCAUUUCUUUCUGCAGAACAUUAUUUUAUUUCCCACUUGAAUGAAUGAUAUUUGUUUGUCUUCAUCUCGAUCUCAAGGCGCUUAGAAUUGGCGAUGCGGAUGGAUAUUAUUCCACCUCCCGAGGCCCUUAUCUGAUAUGAAAAUGGGCCUGGUUGGAUCCACUGCAAAGUUAUUCGUCUUUCCAUCCCAGGCCCGAAGAGCGAAUCCAUGGACAUGGUGCUAUUUGGGCUUUGGAUUAUACUUUAUAUAGCUCCGCCGGAGCGUCAAAUUCAUUUUUUUCCGGCAGAGAGAACUCCGGGGAUUUUUUUCCAUUUCCUGUCCGCGCAGUCUGGGGGGCUUCUCUGGCUGUACAUAAUCAAUUGCAUCAGAGAUAUAAGAUAAAAUCGAUGGCAUCUCAAGACUCUGUCAUGAUCCACACUGACCAGGUUGCUACUGACACUCCUUUCUUUCUGUGGAGAAGUUUUUGAUGUUUCAAGUUCGUAAUAUCGCCUGUCUGUUUUUAAUGGAAACAUUCAAUGGAAAAGUAGUAACUGAGGAUUAGGUUGUUAGUUAAGAUGCGUGAGGUCGUUCUUUCUAUGAUCAGCUGGUAAUACUCUCUUGACAUCCUGCAGCAGAUGUCAGUUCCAUGGUUUACUUGUCCUGAACUGACCGAGUAUGAAGAUCCAUGCAUCUCAUAUAAGUUCAAGGUUUUGUUUGCUUGGCUGGGAUUUUCCAGGUUCUGGUAGAAGAGAAGUCGUCUGCAAGGAUAUUGGUAUUAAAUAGGCCUAAACAGUUGAAUGCCCUCUCGUAUCCAAUGAUUUCUCGGCUUCUAGACCUUUUCCUUGCUUACGAGGUGGAUCCUAAUGUCAACCUUAUUAUUCUUAAGGGAAAUGGAAGAGCAUUUUGUGCGGGUGGUGAUGUGGCAGCCGUUGUGCAUGAUAUUCGCAAAGCUAACUGGAAGUCAGGAGCCCAAUUUUUCUCAAAAGAAUUCAUCUUGAAUUAUGUGAUGGCGACAUAUACCAAACCCCAGGUGUCUAUCCUUAAUGGAAUUGUCAUGGGAGGAGGAAAUGGAGUUACUAUGCACGGAAGAUUCCGCGUUGCAACUGAAACUUCGGUGUUUGCUAUGCCUGAAACGGCUUUAGGUCUCUUCCCUGAUGUAGGUGCCUCCUAUUUCUUGUCCAGACUCCCAGGAUUCUUUGGAGAAUACGUUGGACUUACUGGAGCAAGGUUGGAUGGUGCUGAAAUGCUUGCAUGCGGCCUUGCAACUCAUUUUGUCCCUGCAACGAAAUUGAGUCUAUUGGAAGAAGCACUACACAAGGUAGAUUCAAGUGAUUCAGCCAUAAUUUCUGCAAUUAUUGACUGCUACUCUCAGCAACCAUACUUGAAAGACCAAAGUGCUUAUAGACGUUUAGAUGUCAUCGAUAGAUGCUUCUCCCGGAAAACAGUUGAAGAUAUCUUGUCUGCGCUUGAAAAGGAAUACAUGGAUAAGGCAGAUGAUUGGAUCAAGAACACUAUUCAGUCACUCAAGAAGGCUUCUCCAACAAGUCUUAAAAUUUCACUCCGAUCAAUUCGAGAAGGAAGGAUACAAGGUGUUGGCCAAUGCCUAACUCGGGAGUUUCGAAUGGUCUGUCAUGUUAUGGAAGGAAAGCUAAGCAAGGACUUCUUUGAGGGGUGCAGGGCCAUACUGUUAGACAAGGAUAGGAACCCAAAGUGGGAACCUGCUAGAUUGGAGCUCAUAAGUGAGGGGAUGGUUGAGCAGUACUUCUCAAGAAUGGAUGAUGAAGAAUGGGAUGAUCUAAAGCUUCCUUCUAGGUCCAAUUUCGUUCUGCCAGGACACGCCAUAGCAAAACUCUAAGCAAGGAUUAGGAAAUGGAAUAAUGAGGAAGGGGUAUUAAAUUAGCGAGCUGGAGAUUCAGUUGAAAGUGUAUAUAUUGUAUUUCCUAUAGGCUAUAGCCAUACAGGUGGUGAAUAAGUGACAAACUAGACGUCAAUAAGAGCAACCAAUUCUCAUAUUAUCCUACAAAUGUGGUUAUAUAUGAUAAUACAUUUGUUUAUUUGUUUUCGUUGAAUAAGUAAACAGGAAAAAUGAAAUACACCCUUGUCUAGUUAGCUUAUCGUCACCUGAUGAUACAAUUUUGGCAGCAAUGAUAGUUUGUAGCAGCAGCAGCGUUGGUUUAAGUCCAGUCAUCAGCUACACAACAACAGCAACAAAACAAAGCAAACUUCCUGCUUGCUACUCCAAGCAGUCUCACAAUGCAAGCAGAAGAAUAAUCGGAUUAGCUCAAGGGACGUUUCAGACUCUGUUGCCUAUAAAUUCAUCUCAACUUGAAGCUACCAAAACAACACAACUACAGCAUAGACUUGCAAAUCAAGAGCAGCAACCAACCAAAAGAGAAAAAUGGCAUUCAGGGCAGCCAUCGCAUUAUCAGCAGUUCUGGCUGCGUUUCUGGUGCUGGGUUGUGAAGGAGGUGGUGGAAUAUCAAUCUACUGGGGACAGAAUGGGAAUGAAGGAACCUUGGCCGAGACUUGCGCCACAGGUAACUACCACUAUGUCAACAUAGCCUUUCUGUCAUCAUUUGGCAACGGACAGCCACCGGUGAUCAACCUUGCAGGCCACUGUGAUCCAACCAACAGCGGCUGCGCUGGUCUAACUUCCGACAUCAAGUCGUGCCAAGCGAAAGGGAUCAAGGUCUUGCUGUCAAUCGGCGGAGGAGCUGGAGGCUACUCCCUUGCAUCCACACAAGAUGCAGAGCAGGUUGCAACUUAUCUCUGGGACAACUUCUUCGGCGGUUCUUCCUCUGCCAGGCCACUUGGCCCUGCUGUGCUCGAUGGGGUCGACUUCGACAUCGAAGGAGGAACAAACCAGCACUGGGAUGAUCUGGCUAGGUCCCUGAAAUCCCACGACGAAACGAUCAUACUGACAGCAGCUCCACAGUGCCCGUUCCCUGAUGCUUGGAUAGGGAGUGCACUUCAGAGUGGACUGUUUGACUAUGUUUGGGUUCAAUUCUACAACAACCCUCCUUGCCAGUACUCUUCUGGGAGUGUCACGAACCUUGAAGAUGCUUGGAAGCAAUGGACAUCCGCCAUUCCUGCUAAGAAGAUCUUCCUGGGGCUGCCUGCUGCUCCUGAUGCUGCUGGGAGCGGAUUCAUCCCCGUGAACGACCUCGAAUCGCAGGUGCUACCUGCAAUCAAGGACAGCUCCAAGUAUGGUGGUGUGAUGCUGUGGUCGAAGUUCUAUGAUGAUCAAACUGGAUACAGCAAAUCCAUCAAGAACUCUGUCUAAAUUAUGUGUUGAGUCAUCCAGUCAUCCAUAUGCGUGAAUAGUUUCUGGGAAUGCACUACUACCUUGAAUGUAUUUAUCGUAUAUUUCCACACUCUAAUGUACAAAAAUGUUUCGUG
Linum tenue is the source of this 3782-nucleotide messenger RNA. The record is from the annotation of a GenBank genome assembly. Lineage: Eukaryota; Viridiplantae; Streptophyta; Magnoliopsida; Malpighiales; Linaceae.